Motacilla alba alba is the source of this 2726-nucleotide messenger RNA. It is a transcript of the gene CA12, whose product is annotated as carbonic anhydrase 12. The coding region runs from base 133 to 1182 and encodes 349 amino acids. Gene Ontology annotation, molecular function: carbonate dehydratase activity; zinc ion binding. The record is from RefSeq and is a predicted model, not a curated record. Gene Ontology annotation, cellular component: plasma membrane. NCBI's taxonomy places the organism in Eukaryota, Metazoa, Chordata, Aves, Passeriformes, Motacillidae. The transcript has 10 exons.
AGGAGGGCAAUAACUCAUUAGCAGAAGCUCUGUAUAUGUGCAUUCUGCUAUUUGCCACAUGUCUACAAGGGAAUUUCUUCAGAGUGCAAAGAAACCUGUGAACUGCUGGAAUAUUAUAAGUCAUUCCUUAAGAUGUCAGCCAAGAGCUUCAGUAUAGUCACAGUGGCUACUGUGCUUACUUUCUUCCUAAAGAUACAGCUCUCAAGGCAAGCGCCGUUGAAUGCGUCAAAAUGGUCUUAUAUUGGUCCUGACGGAGAGAAGGCCUGGCCAAAGAAAUACCCAUUUUGUGGAGGAGUAUUCCAGUCACCAAUUGAUUUCCACAAAGCUAUUCUCCAGUAUGAUUCUAAUCUCUUGCCUUUAGAAUUCAUAGGCUAUAAUGUGCCCUCCACUGACCAGUUUACAUUGAUCAAUAAUGGCCAUUCAGUGAAAAUGUAUCUGUCACCUGCUAUGUCCAUCAGAAACCUCCCAUUUGAAUACACUGCAUCUCAACUUCACCUGCACUGGGGAAACCGAAACAAGUCCGAAGGCUCUGAGCACACCGUCAGUGGGAAGCAUUUUGCAGCAGAGCUGCAUAUUGUACAUUACAACUCUGAGAAAUACCCAGAUAUAACAGCAGCGAUGGACAAAGCAGAUGGACUGGCUGUUUUGGCUGUUCUCCUUGAGAUUGGACCCUUCAGCCCAUCGUAUGAAAAGAUCUUCAGGCACUUUCGGAAUGUGAAAUACAAGGAUCAGAAGGUCCUGGUCCCUGGUUUCAAUAUUCAAGAACUGCUUCCUGACAGACUGGAUGAGUAUUAUCGCUACGAAGGAUCCCUGACAACUCCUCCCUGCUACCCAAGCGUUCUCUGGACAGUUUUCCGACACCCCGUUAAAAUUUCUCAAGAGCAGUUACUGGCACUGGAAACAGCCAUGUACUGCACAGAGCGUGAUGACCCAGAACCCCUGGAAAUGGUUGAUAACUUCAGAAAUGUUCAGGAAUUCCAUGAAAGACUGGUUCUUAUCUCCUUCCAUGAAGGUUAUGUGGUAUCUGUUGUGAUAGCCUGCAUUCUGGGAGUUCUCAUCAUUCUUGCAGUAGUGUUCUGGCUACUAAAGAAGAAAAGCUGCAAAAAGGGAGGUGGAGACAACAGCGGAGUCAUCUACAAACCAGGCAUGUACAAAGAGAAAGAAGACAUCUCCAAAAUUUGAUGCCCUGCAAUGUCAAAAAAGCCCCUUUUCAUUCAUAGCACUGAUUUAUUUUGAAUUAGUGAAACACAUCAGUUGUUCUUGGCUAAUGAUAACCCUCAAGAGAGUUCUAAAAACACAUACUAGCCAAAAGUUUUCUGUAGCCCAUGUUCUCUUGUUUUCCAGAGAGAUAUGAUCAGUGAAUUCCCCUGAGCUGAAUUCCUCGCCACAUUCUUUUCAUGUCUGCUGCUUACUGAGUCUGGGUGUUUUAUUUGAUUUUACAGUUAAUCCUAAACUCCAGUUUUAUGGUUUGUUUAGCACAGGUUUUCCCAUAGGUAUUAAAAUCUGAAGACACUCAUCGAGCUACAAGAAGUCUUCCCUGCUAAAACAGGGGAUCAGUUUUAGCAGCAUGAAUACAAACAAGAUAAAGGGCAAUUUGUAUUUGACACCAAUAUUUGAACUGGGUUGUCCAGCAGAUACAGUUUUGAAAAGCGCAGGAUGUAAUGCCAGUGUAUUCACCAAUGGAAUUGUAAUAUUAAGAGGAAAAGACAAGUGUAAACGCAAUGAAAGCCAUAUGGAUUAUUGAUGGGGUUCAAGCCCAGGAACUCAGUGCUGAGAAAACACUACUAGGGGAACAGCUCACUUUCCAGCUAUUACACAGCCCCACAAAUCUGUUAAGAAAGUCAGCCCCUCACUGUCACAGGGAUUAGAGAAGAAGAUUGUCUUAUUAUUCUGCUCUUAUUUAUAGUACAUGAAUGAUGUGAAGAUAAUGUAGUUGCUGCUGCUUUUAAGCACACUUGUCAUUUAACCACAAAAUCCUGAUAGAUUUUACAGUAUAUAUUACAGCUGCAAUUACACAGUAUACUUUUUUCCAAUUUAUUUCUCUUAGUAAUUUAAUUCUUAGAAAGAAAUCAAAAUUAUCUUUUCAAACCUCAUCAGCUAGAUACUCAGAGUUUGAUUAUGCAUUUUUGGAAGUGAGAAGCACAAACCUGAUUCCACUGCAGACAAUGUGGAAAGUCAUUGACUUUAGGAAGAAUAGGGUGUAUCCAGCCUACCCUGAUGCAUAGAGAAUUCCUCUUCAAUCUGACAUCUACAGUGCAGAUCUGAAAUGCUUGUACUUCAGUAUGCACACAGGAAGUAACAGACACAGGAUUAUACCUAAAAUAACUUCAGGUCUGAAUGCUGCUAAACACUACUGGAGAAAUUUCAAUCUGAACUUUAUACUUAGAUACCUUUUGUAUUCCAUUGCAGCACCACCACGUCUGUGACUUUAAAGAAAUAAAUUCUUAUCAUACAUGCUUUCUCCUUUCAAGAUGGCAGAUUCAGACUGUUUCAGCAUAGUGUGUUUUAGAUUCUUCCUCUUCCAUCCGGAAGUAAACUGUGUGAUGUCAUAAGCAGGCUUUUCAGUGCAAGGAGAAAUAACUUAUUAAUACUAACUGUACAUGAAAUUUAGGAGCACAACCUUACAACUGAGUAUACUGCAUAUGCCAGCGUUUUUAUCCCACAUAAACAAGCAUAUAAUCUUGUUGAAACGUAUGAAAUUACUUAAAAAGCAGCAUUUGUGUGCU